Quercus lobata is the source of this 2249-nucleotide messenger RNA. Its product is annotated as beta-1,3-N-acetylglucosaminyltransferase lunatic protein, putative (DUF604). The record is from RefSeq and is a predicted model, not a curated record. The coding region runs from base 541 to 2031 and encodes 496 amino acids. NCBI's taxonomy places the organism in Eukaryota, Viridiplantae, Streptophyta, Magnoliopsida, Fagales, Fagaceae. The transcript has 3 exons.
AUUAGUUUUUGCUUGAGUCAUAAAUUAAGCUUUCCCAUUAACUUUCUCCUACAAUAGAGGGAAAUCAAAGCCACCCAUAAUGAUGAACUCUCACCAUAGACUUCUCGUUGAUCCACAUACUAUAAAAAUGACCCAAUUGACAAAAAAACCAAAUCUCACUUCUUCCAUUUACUCAUGCCUUUUUGAAAAAAAUUGAAUACCCAUUUGGUGUUUGAUUACUUGCUUUAAAAAUCUGAUUCCUCUUACUAUUUUCAAUUCUCUCACAUACCCAUUUCUUGUUUGAAACCAAAAGGCUUUGCAUCAUUGUAUGAUCAUUCAUAUAUAGUGGCACAACAAAAUCAAACCCCCAAGAAUCUCACUUUCACUGAGAAUUUCAAUUCUUGGGAAUCAGAAUUCUUCUCCUUUUCUUUUGGGUGAAAGUGAAAAGCUUUUCGCUCAAACGGUACCGUUUCUUGAAUCUUGAAUUACAAUUCUUUUCCUGGGGGGGUUUGAACUUUCAACGAAGUUUAUGAAAUUAGAAAAAUAGAAAAAGCAAGAAAGAUGACUCAGACUCGUUCAGAAACGAGUCAUGACCCGAUCAAAGCGUCCAAGCUCUUCGCUUUCCCCGAAAAACCGGCCGAUUUUUUCUACCUCUUAAUGCGUCUCGGCCUUUUAGUUUGUUUCGUAGCGUCGGUUUCGAUCGCGCUCCUUUCCGCCUUCUCGUCUCGGACUCGGUGGAUGCCUUUCCCGAAACACCUAAUCCGAAACGUUUCGGUUGUCAGCGAAACCGGAACCACCAACAUCUCCCACAUACUUUUCGGCCUCGCCGGCACGGUUCAGACGUGGAACAAGCGUAGCCGAUACAGCGAGAUCUGGUGGGACCCAAACGCAACACGCGGUUUCGUCUGGCUCGACCAGAAACCCACCUGGGAAAACUCUAGGCGGCCGGGAGUUUCGGUGCCGUACCGGGUUUCGGAGGACUGGACCCGGUUCAAAUUCUCAAGCUCGCAAUCGGCGGUUCGUAUCGCCCGAAUCGUUUCGGAGAGUUUCAGGCUCGGCUUGCCCAAUGUAAGAUGGUUUGUCAUGGGAGACGAUGAUACGGUGUUUUUCACUGAGAACUUAGUUUCGGUGUUAGCGAACUAUGAUCACAAUGAGAUGUACUAUAUUGGCGGGAACUCGGAGAGUGUGGAACAAGAUGUGAUGCACGCGUACGGUAUGGCUUUUGGCGGUGGCGGUUUCGCUAUCAGUUACGCACUCGCGGCUCAAUUGGUCAAACUAAUGGACGGCUGUCUCGAUAGGUACUUCAGAUUCUACGGCUCUGAUCAAAGGGUUUGGGCUUGUGCUGCAGAGCUCGGUGUCCCUCUCACCACACAACGUGGCUUUCACCAGUUUGAUAUCAGAGGGGACCCUUAUGGUAUUCUAGCAGCACAUCCAUUGGCACCACUUCUUUCUCUCCACCACCUUGACUACUUGAACCCUAUGUUCCCUAACCAGACCCAAAUGGAGUCAUUGAAGUUCCUCAUGCAAGCAUACCGGGUCGACCCGGGCCGGAUUCUACAACAAAGUUUUUGCUACAACAAAAGGAAUAAAUGGUCGAUAUCAAUUGCAUGGGGAUACACCAUUCAGCUCUACACAUCGUUGUUGACGGCUACCGAAUUGGCAUUGCCACUGCUGACCUUCAAAACAUGGAGGAGUUGGAGUAAUGGACCUUUCACAUUCAAUACCCGACCCGUGAGUGGUGACCCGUGUGCACAGCCUGUUACUUAUUUUUUGGAGAAAGUUGAGGAGGUGGGGAAGAGUGGGAGUCUCACUACGUAUAAGAGGGUUAUUGCGGCUAAGGAAGGGAAGAGUUGUGGUACACCAGAAUAUGCUCGUGCAAUGGGCGUGGAGAGAAUUGUAGUCUCCUCCAUGAAGAUGGAUCCAGAGAAUUGGAAGAAGGCACCACGUAGGCAGUGCUGUGAGAUUUUGGACAACGGAACCAAGUACAAGAAGAGUAGCAGUAUGGUAAUUAGGAUUAGGAAGUGCAGACCCAGGGAAACUAUUACUAUCUAGAUGUGGGAUUUUUAUACUUGGAGGUGAGUCCCCUUUUGUAAAUAUUAUGCAGAAUUUUCAAAUAAUUUAGUGAAAUUAAUACACACAAAAGAAAUAAGUAGAGCAGCUAAGUUAAGGUAAGUUAAUUAGUGGGACCCACCAUUUAUGUGAGAGGAAUGAGUACGUAUUUAUGGUACUCCAGGAGUGCACAAUAAUUUCCCCUUUUUUUGGGAUGAAAA